UUUGUGCGGGAUUUGGUGCACAGAUUUUAAAACCCCAAACAGCGUGUGUCCUUCAUCACCUACUCCACACACGGCCGCAUCCACAUGAAGCUGACCUUGGACAAGCAAAUGAGCAGAUCGAAAGAACACGUGCUGCAGGAGCGGAGGUUCCCAGCCUCAUCAUCCUGCUGACAGGUGGAGAACUGCUGCCAGAAUCCUUUGCAGAGACAAAAGUUGAAGCUGCAAAAUCUAAGCAGUUGGGGGCAAGUCUUUUUUUUGUCGGAGUGCAAAAUCACCAGAAAUACCAGCUGUUGGAAACUGCUGGCGAAGAGGGUCAUGUGUUUGGAGUGGACAGUGGAUACCCUGGACUGGAAGACAUCGUUGACCCACUCGUAGCAAGGUCUUGUGUGCAGAUUACAUCUGUGGAUUUCUCCCGUAUCUGCUCUAGAGGAAUAAAGGCUGUAUCUGUGCAAGAUACCUCCAUUACCUGCCCAGGACUGAAGAUGAAUAAUCGGGGCUGGGCCAUCUUCAUUGAUAUCAGCCUGAAUAAUGGCCUCACCUUUAUCAAGACGGAUUUAGAUGUCAGCAGGAGGAACUGUGUGACUUUCAGGAAGGGAUCCCCACCUGCCCUACUGGGUGCCAUACCACCAGCUGUCCAACAGCGUGCCCUUCCAGAUGCUGUGCCGGAAGACACACAGGAUAUUUACCCGGAUGAAGGGUCUUCCAGUCCAGUUUUCCCCAGUUUCAACACUCUCUUCUGGGCUGUGCCUCUCCUGGUGCUGCCCUUUAUCCUGUUGCUGUGCUGGUGUAUCUGGCGAUGGUACCCUAAAAGUAGUGAGGCGUCUUGGCUCGUCUUCGAGGACAAGAUAUGCUUUUGUGGGCAGAUAACUUCCAAGGACGGCACCGGUUGCUCUCAAGCGGGUGCUUUCCCAUGCUGCGUUCAGACCUGGGGGAAGGUGCUUUCCCAUUCUGCCUACAAACAUGUGAGAAGACAAAGGCCGUCCCCAACACCUCCCCCUUUUGUCUUUAAUAAAACAACUAGCCCAACUCAGACUGGGUCAAGGUAUGUGCCUGUCUUAGGUUGUAUGGUUGAAGUAAAUCCUUACCCAUCAUGGGGCUAUAAUCCUCUGUCGACCACUCCCUGUCUUAGGUUGGUAUUUACAAUUCAACCAUAUCUUACCCGUCAUUGGCUACCAUACUUGACUUUGAAUCUCACAAAUUACAGGUGGGGGUGCCGUCUGCAGUUUCAAAUGAUGCAGGUCUCUUGAGGCUUGUUGGAUGAGUUUCCACAUGCUGCGAAGGACACAAGGCCCUAGUAACAGCAAUAGAAGACAUAAAAUGCUUAGGGUUAAGAGAGGUGUGACUGUGCCAGAGACUA
Manis pentadactyla (Chinese pangolin) is the source of this 1357-nucleotide messenger RNA. RefSeq lists its product as uncharacterized. The coding region runs from base 483 to 1247 and encodes 254 amino acids. NCBI's taxonomy places the organism in Eukaryota, Metazoa, Chordata, Mammalia, Pholidota, Manidae. The record is from RefSeq and is a predicted model, not a curated record. The transcript has 11 exons.